Molecule: messenger RNA, 1708 nt
Organism: Ctenopharyngodon idella (grass carp)
Lineage: Eukaryota; Metazoa; Chordata; Actinopteri; Cypriniformes; Xenocyprididae
Product: gastrula zinc finger protein XlCGF57.1-like
Exons: 3
Coding region: 207-1550 (447 amino acids)
Biological process (GO): regulation of immune system process; regulation of cytokine production; negative regulation of transcription by RNA polymerase II
Source: RefSeq, a predicted model, not a curated record
CUAAAUAGUACUGAAUAUUACUAAUGUCACAUAUUAUUUAGGAUACACAUUGAGACGCAAGCCAGGACUUUUAUUUUGUCUUCCAAUAUGACGUCAUAAGGCUGCGCCGCGAUCCUGCAUAUGUUAUGAUUUCGGCUGAAGAAAGGACAAACACAGAGAAAAUCCUGGUGAAGCGACUGAGAUCCACGUGACACACUAUUAUAAAGAUGGCGUUUAUUAAACAGGAGAGUGAAGACAUCAAGAUUGAAGAAGUAUUCAGUUUGAAACAAGAAGAUACUGAGGAACAAAUAGACCUGAUGGCACUGAAAGAGGAGACUGAAGAAAAAUCUUUCAGUUGCUCACAGACUGAAAAGACUUCCUCACAAAAAAGAGCUCAAAAGACUGGGUCUAGGAGUCACUUCAUCUGCCAACAGUGUGGAAAGAGUUUCAAUAAAAAAGGAAACCUUAACGUCCACAUAAGAGUUCACACUGGAGAGAGGCCUUACAUCUGCCAACAGUGUGGAAAGAGUUUCAAUAGGAAAGGAAGCUUUAACAGGCACAUGAGAAUUCACACUGGACAGAAGCCUUACACAUGCCCUCAGUGUGGAAAGAGUUUCAGUCAAAAAGGACACUUUAAUCUCCACUUGAAAAUUCACUCUGGAAAAAAAUCUUUCAGGUGCGCACAGACUGAAAAUACUUCCUCACAAAAAGGAGCUCAAAAGACUGGGUCUAGGAGUCACUUUACCUGCCAACAGUGUGGAAAGAGUUUCAGUAAAAAAGGAAACCUUAACAUCCACAUGAGAGUUCACACUGGAGAGAAGCCUUACACCUGCCAACAGUGUGGAAAGAGUUUCAGUAGGAGAGGAAACUUUAACAUGCACUUAAAAAUUCACGCCAAACAGAAGCCUUACACUUGCCAACAGUGUGGAAAGAGUUUCAGUCAAAAAGGACACCUUAAACUCCACUUGAGAAUUCACUCUGGAGAGAAACCCUUCACCUGCAAACAAUGUGGAAAAAGAUUCAACCAAAGAGUACUCCUGCAAAGGCAUAUGAGAACUCAUACUGGAGAGAAGCCUUCUACACACCCUCAGCGUGGAAAGGCUAUCGUUCAAGACAGGAACUUAAAAGUCCACAAGAGAGUUCACACUGGAGAGAGCCCUUUCAUCUGCCAGCAGUGUGGAAACAGAUUUGCUCAAAAAACAAGCCUUAACAGGCACAUGAGAAUUCACACUGGAGAGAAGCCUUACAGCUGCCCUCAGUGUGAAAAGAGUUUCAGUCAGAAAGGACACCUUAUACUCCACUUGAGAAUUCACACCGGAGAGAAACCCUACAAGUGCGUUCAAUGUGGAAAAAGUUUCAAACAAAAAGGAGUCCUUAAUUACCACAUGAGAAUUCACACUGGAGAGAAGCCCUUCAGCUGCAAACAAUGUGGAAAAAGUUUCAGCCACAAAGGAACCCUUAACAGGCACAUGAGAGUUCACAAUGGAGAGAAGCCAUUUAAAUGUUGUCACUGUGAAAAGACUUUCAGACAUAAAGUAACCCUCAAAUACCACAUGAAGAUUCAUGUAUGAAAGAGCUCUUAUGUCAUCAAUGUGGAAUGAGUUUCACUGACAGAAUUCACCUUAUGAAUAAUGUAAUAAGAAAAGAAGGCUUUCAUGUGCCAUUAUUGUGGAAAGACUUGCAGAAAUAAAGGAGCCUUGAGGUUCACAUAAGCAUCCUGAUAAACUCA